UUCUCCGAUAACCUAUGAUAUAUUUAGAAUAGUUUAGCAAAUGUUUGUAGAUUAUUUUUUUGUCAAGGAAGAUGUGUUAUUUUUCACAAAUUUCUCUGAUAUUUGUUAAUUAGGAUCAAUUAUCAACCAAGAUAUCUGAAGGAGUUGUUUCCCUUCGAAAAAAUAGUCUACUUCCGAUUUUUAUGGCACCACGCGUUGACAAAUUUGCGAUCAACAAACACGUGAGAAAUGAACUUCGGGAGUGCUGCCUGGGAUGAAACCAACGCCUCUGAAUGUUUGAAUACAGCGCUGUUUGGAUCUGUGCCUGGGAAGAAGACUUCUGUGAAGAAAUUAAACAAAAAGGGGGGUGAUUUGGAGAAAGAAACCAAACAAUCUAAAGAAUUUUUGAAGAAGUUAAAAUUUUCUGAAAAGAAGAAAAAUGUAAAGAUUGUGAGUUUUGAUGUUAGCGAUGACAGUGAUGGUGACUAUGAUGAUAUCAGCAAACGAUCAAAGAAAACCAUCAAAGAACGCCAGAGAAAAAAGGUAAAGAAAGAAGAGGAAAAACAGAAAAAUAAAAUAAAAAAAAAGCAACAACUCGAUUCUGAUGAAGAAUUGUAUGCUGAAAUUGAUGAAGAAACUCCACAAAUCUACACCAAGAAAAAUGAAAACUUGGAAAAUAUUAAAAAGCUGCGUGACGAAAUCUCUCCAUCAUCCAUUAACAAACAGAAAAAUCAAAAGAAAACAAAAAAUGAAGCAAAAGAAACAAAAGCACAGAAAAGAAAGGCAUCCAAUGUUACCAUAGAAACAGCUGAACCCCAACAUGAUGUACCGGUAGUUGUAAAGAAAUCUAAACAAGAUGAUGCAUUCACUGUUCAAAAAUGCCAAAUAGAAAAAGAAAAAUCAGUGAAGAAAAAACGGAAGAAACCAAAGAAACCCAAAAAUAACUCUGAUAAAGAUGAUGAUAAACCACUAACAUUAACAGGCAAAAAGCAACUGAAGAAAAUAAACAAGAACAGGGAGGCUGUUGAUGAAAAGAAACCACAAACAGAGCUAAAAUUAUUGGAUAAAAAGGUGGAAGCUUCCAGUACAAAUAAAAAGAAGUUGAAGAAACAGAAAAUAAAAGAAAGUUUUGAAACUGACAAAACAUUGAAAAGUGAAAAGAAAUUGAAAGUAGAUGCAUUAGAAAAGACAAGUAUCACAGGUUUAAAAGAUGGAGUGGAAAAAGUAAAGAAGGUAACUAAACCUACAGUUGAUACAGUUGCCGUGAAUAAAGUUGGGAUAAAUUCAGCUAAAGCCAAAAAGAAGAAGCAAAAGAACAAGAAGAAAAAAACAAAUAAAUCAAAUGAAACAGAAAGCAACCAAAAUGGUUCAUUUGAUCAAAUGACUAAUGGUAAAACAGAUACCCCUAAACUUAAACCAAACUUCAACAAGGCAAAACUUGCCAGUUUAUUUUCCACUAGAAAUAAGAACUUGGUGACUGAUGUACAAAAGAAGAAAGUUAUAGAUAAAUCUCCUUUAAAUUUUACCAAUUCUCUAAAAGAGAAGAUGUCUGGGCAAUUGAAUGCAGCCAGGUUUCGUUAUCUAAAUGAACAGCUGUACACUCAAACUGGGAAAGAAGCCCUUGAUAUGUUCCAAACUGAUGUAGAAGCCUUUGAUAUUUAUCAUAAAGGAUUUCAGUCACAGGUAGCAAAAUGGCCAGUCAAUCCGUUAGAUUUAAUCAUUAAAUCUAUCAAAAAUUUACCAGAAACGAACAUUAUUGCCGAUUUCGGGUGUGGCAAUGCUACUCUGGCACAGAGUGUUCAGAAUAAAGUCCAUUCAUUUGAUCUUGCUCCUCUUAAUGAGUUUGUGACUGUUUGUGACGUUUCGAAAGUUCCUCUUUCCAAUAAAACUGUUGAUGUUGCUGUUUUCUGUUUAUCGUUAAUGGGGACGAAUUUAAAUGAUUUUGUUAUGGAAGCAAACAGAGUAUUGAAACCUGGUGGUUUGUUACAAAUUGCUGAAGUCGAGAGUCGUAUUCCCCACACAGAAACGUUUAUUAUACAGAUUGAAAGUUUUGGAUUUGAAUAUGUUAAAAAGGACACAUCUCACAAAAUGUUUCAUUUAUUUGACUUUAAGAAAGUUCGAGCUGGCACAAAAUCAGCUGUGAAGGACAUAAAGUUAGACCCCUGUCUUUACAAAAAAAGAUAGAUUGAUUAAAAGUGAGAAUAAAGAGACCAGUGUUAUAAUAUAAACAAAAUUAUUGUUUCAUUUGAUUUUAUUAAACAGGCAUUAUGCAAAAGCUAAAUAUGUCUAUUGCAGGUCUUUCUUUAGGCCUUAAAUGUUAUCUGAAUUAUUAAUUAGACAUUUAUUAAAGCAGCAUUAGGUAAGAUUUAGAUACAGAGCUGACAUUUCUCACUGUAAUAGUUAAAAAUAGAUAAUGAAACAGGAAUAUGUUGAAAAUUUCAGUCAAAGUAUGUCACCCUGAGCUAAGCUAUUGGCAAUACAAUAACACUGUAGCCUCGAUUGUCAUCGCUACCAUUGUUACAAUAAUAAACAAAGUCUUGA
Messenger RNA from Patella vulgata (common limpet), 2520 nucleotides. RefSeq names its product ribosomal RNA-processing protein 8. The coding region runs from base 229 to 2163 and encodes 644 amino acids. The transcript has a single exon. Gene Ontology annotation, cellular component: chromatin silencing complex; rDNA heterochromatin; nucleolus. NCBI's taxonomy places the organism in Eukaryota, Metazoa, Mollusca, Gastropoda, Patellidae. The record is from RefSeq and is a predicted model, not a curated record. Gene Ontology annotation, molecular function: methyltransferase activity. Gene Ontology annotation, biological process: cellular response to glucose starvation; rDNA heterochromatin formation; regulation of transcription by glucose.